AUGACGCCUGCUUCCAAUGUCAGCUGCGCGGAAAAUCAAUACGUACUGAAUUUGGUCCUCGAGACGGAUCGCGUUACAGACUCCCUAUUACUUGUUCAUUUGACCUGGAGUUCACCCGAUAAGAAUCCAAUUGACAACCGUCACCUGCCACUCACCAUCGAGCAUGCAGCGUCGCGAAUCUUUGCCUUCCUCCGCAAAGUCCUCGCAUAUCCCAGUCUUAUCCCUCACCACAUCCAUGGUCACACACCAUUAGCACACUAUAAUAUCACAAUCACAGAAAAAUGCCAUCACGUUUCCACUUCGCUUAGACUUUCUUUUAUAUUUUUGCUCAUGACAUUAUCAAAGACCGAAGCAGCUGCAAGAGUUCAGCGUUCGUACGGGGACGUUAUAAUAUGUGGGAGCGACGGUUACGCUUACCGCAACAAGUGCGACUUUGAUAUCAAGAAAUCUACUUCAGUUGGUCUAACAAUGGCUCUCUCGGGCCCUCGUGCUCGAAAUGUAUAUUUUACUAAACCUUUUAUUAAAGUAGUUAAAGCUAUUCAAGAAGACGGAGUCAAUAAAAAAGGGUUACGAAAGCAGGGAGAUGGCACGGACAUUCGUUGUUCAUACGGAGAAACAGUUCUAUGCGGCAGCGACGGUUCCACAUACUACGACCUGUGCACCUUCCACACCAUGGAAGCGGUAAAUCCAUACCUGGUCGUGGCUCACCAGGGCCCGUGCGACCACCGCCAUGUCUUCAAACAACGACUUCGCGGGCAGAUUCCGAAUUUUCUAAGAAUGGGAAAAUUAUCGAAGAUGUUACUAGCGCAAAUUAUAAACUCGCAAAUAACGAUAUUUUGUAAGAGCAACGUCGCAGCAGUAAAAUGCCCACUCGGGGAGAUGGUCGUUUGCGGAAGUGACGGCUUCACCUAUAACAGUCUUUGUGAUUUGGAAAUCGUGCGAACUGUCCGACCCAACCUUGAGUUGCAUCACAUAGGUGUCUGCCACGGAGAAGGAUGCUCACUGGAACCGUUCAUCAAGCUUCUUAAUAAUAAGUCCGAAUUGAGAAGCAGAAAAUUGUCGGCCGGUAAACAAAAGAAAAACCCGUCAAAUAUAAAUCUGAAGAAACUAUUUCUGACGCAACUACUUAAAGCACAAAUUGUUGUAUUUCUAUUGGUUCCUUAUAUUAACGAGGCUAAUCUGAGAUGCAUUUAUGGGGACAGACCGAUUUGUGGAAGUGACGGAGUCACAUAUUUAAACUUAUGUGAUUUGCAAAUAAUACGUACUGUCCACCCUUACGUGCACGUAAGACACAUAGGACAGUGCGCAAUCGGGAAACAACUCGUCGCCCUAAAUCAACAAAUGAAAUCAGUGGGAUCUCCAAACGGAGGAUAUCUUCGAGAUGGGAAAAAGUAA
Molecule: messenger RNA, 1395 nt
Organism: Pieris macdunnoughi
Lineage: Eukaryota; Metazoa; Arthropoda; Insecta; Lepidoptera; Pieridae
Source: the annotation of a GenBank genome assembly